Messenger RNA from Racocetra fulgida, 455 nucleotides. Lineage: Eukaryota; Fungi; Glomeromycota; Glomeromycetes; Diversisporales; Gigasporaceae. The record is from the annotation of a GenBank genome assembly.
AUGCAGUCAAUUGAAGUAAAGGACGCACCAGAAAUUCAAGGUGAAGGUAAACCGAGGCGUAACGCUUAUUCUCCUGAUAAAUUGCUUGAUUUUCCUCCAGAAGCAACUACUUUAUAUGAAAAUUUUUUGCACGGAGUAAAGGUAUCAGGCAAUUAUUGUAAUUGUUCAUAUAAAAAAGGGGGUGGCAAAUUUUUGGGACGUAGACCUAUCGAUAAUGGAGUCGCUAAACCUUAUGUUUGGCAAACAUACUCAGAGGUUCAACAACGUGUUGCAAAUUUUGGUUCCGGUCUAUGCAAACUUGGAUUGAAAACUAAGGAAUUUCUUGGAUUCUUUUCUAUUAAUACUCCUGAAUAUGUUAUCGCUGAACUUGCUUGUAAUCAAUACAAUUUUGUAUCUGUGCCACUUUAUGAUACCUUGGGUGCAGAGGCAAUUAAAUUCAUUAUUACUCAGACCGG